Molecule: messenger RNA, 4901 nt
Organism: Morone saxatilis (striped sea-bass)
Lineage: Eukaryota; Metazoa; Chordata; Actinopteri; Moronidae
Gene: dnmt3ba
Product: DNA (cytosine-5-)-methyltransferase 3 beta, duplicate a
Exons: 24
Coding region: 1-4353 (1450 amino acids)
Biological process (GO): negative regulation of transcription by RNA polymerase II
Cellular component (GO): nucleus
Molecular function (GO): protein binding; DNA binding; DNA (cytosine-5-)-methyltransferase activity, acting on CpG substrates
Source: RefSeq, a predicted model, not a curated record
AUGGCGAGUACAGCGGUUGCGACUCCAGACUCCGCCCAGGAUAAAUCCAGUUGCAUUUAUUUAGUGACCUGGGUCAACGACCUGCUGAAGACCAACUUUAAAGAUGUGCAGGAGAUGGGUUCAGGUGCGUGUCACUGUCAGAUCAUGGACUUGGUUUUUCCUGGGUCUGUUGACAUGACCAAGGUGAAGUUUGAUGCACAAGGUGAGGAUGAGUGCAAGCACAACUUCAGUCUCCUCCAUGAGGCCUUCAGCAAGAAGGGUAUCACAAGGGCCAUUCCAGUUGAGGAGCUCAUAAAAGGGGAUUUUAAAAGCAACUUUGAGAUGCUGAAGUGGUUCAAAGCUUUCUACACAGAAAAUGUCAAAAGUGAGGAAUACGACCCCGUGAAAGCUCGGCGCAGCCAUGAUAUAACCCCUAUCGCGGCAUCUCCCCAAUCGCAAAAAAAAUCAUACACUAAAGAGAACGGCAAUGGAACAACCAAAACGAUAUACCCUUACACCGAAAAGUGGAAGGUUAUGUUUGAUUGGGCCGACCGCAGUACCGUCGGAGAGCAGUAUACCUACUGCCGCUCUUGCGAAAGGAACCUGAGCACGUUUCAUAAAGGCAUUUUCGAACUUAGGCGACACAUGGAAACAAACAAACACAAGAAAAGGUCUAAAAUGUCCAAGAGAGCCUGUGAGCCACUGCCCUGUAGCGACGCAGCUAUUCGCUUCAUUUACAAACACUGUUACACCGGCUCGGCAAAAGGUGAGCAGGUGUCAAGACAAUUCGCACGCUGUAAGCUGGGGUUGAAAUACCCCAAAGAUAUCACAUCUGUUUGCCAGCACACUCCUUACUGUCUAUAUGUUUACGGAGGGGUAACACUGGGAAACGAUGACACUGUCUCUGUGGUCCUUGUCGGGUUUUUUGAUGUCGAAGCCUCGCAGCACUGCAUCCGAUUUCUGGAUGCUCUUCAGUCAGUGGGUGGUGCAGGAGAUGAAACAGCAGCAGCGGUGGUGGAGACCUUGAAGAAAUUCGGGUUACCCACAGAUAAUCUUGUCGCUGUUUAUUCUGGCAGCAACGGUGCGGCCUCAGAGCAGAUCUGCUCGCAGCUCAGGGAACUGAAUCCGAACAUUGUAGCCUUAGGAGGGCUGUACACCAUGGCUGAUGCUGCUUGCCAUGCUGGCGUUAAGGAGCUCUCCAAUCAGGCUCAAGGAUUGAUGGCGGAUAUCCAUGCCUACUACUCCUCUUGCUCUACUAAGAACAACCACCUCAGGGCUCUUUUUGGCUCCGACGUCAGUGCGGACAGUCCAUCAUUUCAUCUCAGCACCAGCUGCCUUAAGUUCUGCCUGUUUGUCACAAAAAUCUUGGAAAUAUGGACAGAUCUCAUAUUGUACUUUAAGUCUUGUGACGAUGACAAAGCCAAGUUAAUCUGCUCCCAGCUGCAGGAUCCCAAAGUCAGGGCAACAUUUCUGUUCCUGGAGCAGUCCUUGAAGCCUCUGCACAUUUUCCAAACACAUCUGCAGACACAGGAGGGAGCUGGCCGAGCUGAUAUUCUGCUCAUCCUAGAAGAAGCCUGUUGCCUGCUGUGCACCUACACCUCCUACUCCCUGCAUCCUCAAGCUGCUGUUCGCCUGUUGAGCUCUGAACUCUGUCCGGGUGGGAAAGUUGUGGAGGACUUCCUGAAAGAGUCUGAGGCUACAGAUGCACUGCCCCUGUUAAAAGAACAAGUGUUGUCUUUCUACGUCGCACUCACACGUUGCAUUGCGAGCGAGCUGCCUCUCGGCGAGGGGGCACUAAAGAGCAUAGCUCAGCUGCUGAACCCCCAGAGCAGGCUAAAAGUGACAGGGAAGUCGGUAGGGGAGCUUGGGACCAAGCUGGGUAUCUGCAGCUCCCCUGAGGAGGUCAAUCAGCUCACAAGUGAAUUCCUUGAGUAUCAGCUGGCUGGGGAGGGAGAGGGUGAAGAUGGAAAGAAGGAAAACUCAACAGAGGUGUCACUGGAGAAACACUGGGCCACCGUACUGAAGGACACCAAGCAGACCUCAAACUUCAGAAAACUUGUUUUGACCCUGUUGUCUCUCCCCUGUCCUCCACUUGAGGCUCAGCAGGUUUUCACUCAGGCCCUGGAGAAAGAAGAUGCUGCUCUGUUCUCUGAAAGUGAAGCUUUCACUGAAAGCGAGUGUGACAUCACAUCCGAUGGCGCUCUCUCCGACAGCACCAGCAGAAAAGACUUCCAACUUCCAGCUGAAGGACAGCUGAAGAUUGACAGGAAAGGGGAAAGGGGGGAGAGAUGGGAUGACGUGCAGCAAAGGGCCACAGGUCAGUCUGUAUGUGUUGUCUCUCAGGGGACCAGUAGGGGAAGUUUUGGCUGGGAGAGCAGCUUGCGCCAGAAGCCACAGGCCCGAACAGUGUUUCAGGCUGGUGCUAACAACUGGUCCAAGCCCAUAGAUCUUGAUAAGGACAACAAAAAGGGUCCGGAGUCUCAAGUUGAGGUGACAGAAGAGACAUCACCGUCCAGUAAACCAUCACCAAGAGGACGACGGAAACAUGUCUAUCAGGAUGGGAAAGGGUUUCAGACCGGAGAACUUGUGUGGGGGAAAGUGAAGGGGUUCUCCUGGUGGCCUGGGAUGGUGAUGCCUUGGAAAACCAAGUCGUCCCCGCCGGGUAUGCGGAGGGUGGAGUGGUUCGGAGACGGGAUGUUCUCAGAGAUCUACACGGAGGGUCUUCAGGCUUUCAGUGCCUUCACCAAGUGCUUCUGCAAAAAUUCCUUCGCCAGCUUGCCCAUCUACAAGGAAGCCAUUUUCCAGAUUAUUGAGUUGGCAGGUGAGCGAUGUGGAAAGUCUUUCGCUGAGGCAAAAGAAAAUAAAGAAAAGGAGCUAAAGCUGAUGCUGGACUGGGCCUUUGAAGGAUUUCUACCUACAGGACCUGAAGGAUUUGUACCUCCUGAUGCUGCUGCACAUCAAGAUUCUUCUGACUCUUCUGCCCUGUCUGACUACCAGCCUCCAGCAAAAAGGAAAUAUGUUUUUAAAAAUAAGGCAGCUGCACUUACCCUUACCUAUAGCAGAGAAUCAAUUAGAGAAAAUGUCAAAGAGAAAGGCAAAACAAUUGAAGAUUUUUGUUUGUCUUGUGGAUCAUCUGAGCCUGAAGUCAGGCACCCGUUGUUUGAAGGUGGUCUUUGUCUAAAAUGCAAGGACAACUUCAUAGAGACGCUGUAUCGCUACGAUGAAGACGGCUACCAGUCGUAUUGCACCGUGUGCUGUGCCGGCUCAGAGGUCAUUUUGUGCGGCAACGCCAGCUGCUGCAGAUGUUUCUGUAAAGACUGCCUGGACAUCUUGGUGGGCCCGGGAACCUUUGACAAGCUGAAAGAUGUUGAUCCCUGGAGCUGCUACAUGUGUAACCCAUCACAGUGUGAUGGAAACCUCAAACUCAGACCGGACUGGAGGGUUAAAGUUCAAGACUUCUUUGUCAACAACAGUGCACUGGAGUUUGAGCCUCACAGAGUUUACCCGUCUAUCCCUGCUGAUCAGCGCAGACCGAUCAAGGUGCUCUCGCUCUUCGACGGCAUUGCAACAGGAUACCUGGUGCUCAAAGACCUGGGUUUAAAGAUGGAGCGCUACAUUGCUUCAGAGAUUUGUGAGGAUUCGAUCGCUGUGGGAAUGAUCAAGCACGAGGGAAAGAUCGAAUACGUCAAUGAUGUUCGUACCAUCACGAGGAAACAUCUGGCUGAAUGGGGUCCAUUUGAUCUUCUGAUUGGAGGCAGUCCGUGUAACGACCUGUCCAUGGUCAACCCUCUUCGAAAAGGAUUAUUUGAGGGCACUGGAAGGCUCUUCUUUGAGUUCUACCGCAUAUUGACCAUGCUGAAGCCGAAGGAGGACGACGACCGUCCGUUCUUCUGGUUGUUUGAGAAUGUGGUUUUCAUGAGUGCCAACGACAAAUCGGAUAUCUGCAGAUUCCUUGAGUGUAAUCCAAUUCUUAUCGAUGCAGUGAAAGUCAGUCCUGCUCACAGAGCGCGCUACUUUUGGGGAAACCUCCCUGGGAUGAACAGACCUCUGGCUACAGCUUUAGAUGACAAAGUGGAGCUCCAGGAUUGUUUGGAAGUCGGACGCAAAGCAAAGUUUGACAAAGUCCGCACCAUCACAACAAAGUCUAACUCUAUAAGACAGGGCAAAAUGGGGCCAUUACCUGUCCACAUGAAUGGAAAGGAGGACUACCUGUGGUGCACCGAAAUGGAACAGAUCUUUGGCUUCCCCAAACACUACACAGACGUGAACAACAUGGGUCGGAUGCAGAGGCAGAAAGUUCUGGGUCGGUCCUGGAGCGUCCCCGUUAUCCGUCACCUCUUCGCUCCGCUGAAGGAUUAUUUUGAAUGUGAAUAACGACUGUGAACCGAACAUUCGCUCUCAUAUCAGAGCAGCAGCGGUAAAAACCUCCUGCCUUAUCCUGCCCUGCGUCACUAGGUAGAUCAAACUCUGCUGUUUGGUAUUUAAUGUUUUAACUUUUAGAAAUGAAUCCUGCAAGUUCUCAGUCGUCCACUAUCACCAGCAGGCACCGACACUUUUCAGUUUUAAGGUUUAUUUCUUUCAGAUCUCUUUUGAUAAAUGAUGGUGCUGUUAUCAAACCAUACCGUCGUUCAGAACUUGAGCUAGAAUCACGAGCCGUUCUCAGACGGUUAGCCGGCUAUCUUUGGGCUUAACUCAGGUUUUUCCAGGAUCACAAAGCUGGUUUACUUUUAAUAAAUCACCAUGGUAACCUGCUGCAGGUCCACCGGACACGUAAUACUGAGUUUACAAUGAAGUGAUAAAAGUUGUAAUAGACAUUUUUAUACAUCAGUAGAAUUACAGCGAUAAGCCAAGUGACCCAAAGAGAGACUUUGAGUCACAGUUUUUUUUUAUCCUGUAUUUAAUGAAUGUAUUUUAUGUUAACU